UGGUGCUCUGUGUCCCUCGGACACAGCGGACCACCGAUCACGGAAAGAGCUGAAGAUGUUGGCUCGGUCAUGUGAUCAGCUGUGUCCAAUCACAGCUGAUCACAUGGGACAUCUACACUGAUCAUCAGGGCACUGAUGAUCAGUGUGGCCUGAUGAUCAGUGUAGCCCCAGCAGUGCCACCUGUCAGUGUCCAUCAUUGCCUUAUAUCAGUGCCUCGUGCCAGUGCCCAUCAGUGCCACAUCAGUGCCACAUAUCAGUGCACACCAGUGCACAUCCAUGCCACAUAUCAGUGCCCAUCUGAGCUGCCUUUCAGUGUCACCCAUCAGUACCAGUCAGUGCCAUUUAUCAAUGCCAAUCAGUGCCACCUAUCAGUGCUGCCAAUAAGUGCCACCUAUCAGUGCCAGUCAGUGCCGCCUAUCAGUGCCAGUCAGUGCUGCCUAUUAGUGCCAGUCAGUUCUGCCUAUCAGUGCUGCAUAUCAGUG
Molecule: messenger RNA, 482 nt
Organism: Staurois parvus
Lineage: Eukaryota; Metazoa; Chordata; Amphibia; Anura; Ranidae
Source: the annotation of a GenBank genome assembly